Biomphalaria glabrata is the source of this 1496-nucleotide messenger RNA. Its product is annotated as uridine phosphorylase 1-like. NCBI's taxonomy places the organism in Eukaryota, Metazoa, Mollusca, Gastropoda, Planorbidae. Gene Ontology annotation, biological process: uridine catabolic process; nucleotide catabolic process. The coding region runs from base 413 to 1303 and encodes 296 amino acids. The record is from RefSeq and is a predicted model, not a curated record. Gene Ontology annotation, cellular component: cytosol; cytoplasm. Gene Ontology annotation, molecular function: uridine phosphorylase activity. The transcript has 9 exons.
CAUAUUCCGGUCUGAGCUUGUUACCUGACAAACUGGUGGUCCAUGGCUUACUAUAAUGUCGUUGAGGGUUUUUUUUUUAAGGCGGUACUCUAUUAUCGCUUUUUUAGGCUAAGAUAAACAGGUAAAAAAAUCUAGACUUUGACUUUUAGAUUUAACGGAAGAAGGUUUGUUUCCUUGUGUUUUAAGGGAUUUUAUUUUGUUUUCAGGAUAAAUAAGCAGCACAAGCUGUCACAAGCUGUCACAAGCUGUCACUCUAAGUUUGUUUUAGUUAACAAAAACCAUAAUAAGAGAAUCGGCUGAAGCAAGAGAAUAGUGUGGAGCAAGAGAAUCCAGUGAAGCAAUUAAGAGCACUAGAUCGGCACAUUGACUGCGUAGGAGUCACGGAGUUUUCUUUCUGGAUAAAGACAGAAUAAUGGGCACUAUUAACUACAUCAACUUGCCUAAUAGGCAUCUCAAAAAUAAAAUAGCGGACGAGCUGUUUCACCUUGGCAUAUCACUCAAUGACCAGGUACUCGUUGAAAAGUUCGACAAAGUUAAGUUUGUUUUGGUGGGUGGUACCAGAGAACGGAUGGAGACCCUUGCCCGCCAUCUUGCUACCAGUAUUCUGGGACGAGCGGAGGAUGACUUUAGUUUUGACCACUCUUUCCAGAACUCUCGCUACUCUGGUUACUUGGUUGGGCCCAUAUUCUGUGUCAAUCACGGCAUUGGCAAUCCGUCUUUGUCGGUAGCGUUACAUGAGAUCUUUAAAUUACUCUAUCGAGCAAGAUGUAGUGAUGUCACACUGAUAAGAAUUGGAACUUGCGGCGGAAUAGGUGUUGAUGUAGGUACUGUGGUGGUAACAUCUGAAGCUCUGACUGUAGGUUUUGAGCCUUAUUAUAACACGUCCUCAUUGGGUCAGCCACUCAGGCUUCCAACAUCGGCUCAUGUCGACUUGGUAGAGGAUCUACUUCAGUGCAGGGGAGACAACUCUACGUUCCAGGUGGUCAAAGGCAAAACGUAUUGUGCCGAUGACUUUUACCAAGCUCAAGGGAGACUAGACGGGUCAUUCUGUGACUUCGACGAAAAGGGAAAAGAAGAGUUCAUGAACAAAUUACAGAAGCUUGGAGUUGUCAACAUUGAGAUGGAAUCUGCAGGAGUUCUGGGGUUAGCCAACAGAGUUGGGGUCAAAGCUGCCGUCGUGUGUGUUGUGAUAGUGGACAGAAUUACAACGGAUCUUCCUCAACUCAACAAGCAGGAGUUUCAACAAAUCGAGGACCAUCCCAUGCAGCUGAUCACAGCCUAUCUGCAACGACACAUUCACUAGAAAUGACAAAUGUAGCUUAUAGAAACACCUCCCUAGUUCUCCCUUGAAAUAAAUCAACAACUGAGCUCAGAAACAGAGAGAUCUAGUUGCCUAAAUUAGAAACUUUGUGUAGCCAUUUCUUGCGCUGUGAUCAGCUGGCUGUGAUAUAAAACUUGCUUGAUUCUUUUCAAAUAAAAUGUAAUUAUUACUCUUC